Messenger RNA from Lichtheimia ornata, 1548 nucleotides. RefSeq lists its product as uncharacterized. Gene Ontology annotation, biological process: maturation of SSU-rRNA from tricistronic rRNA transcript (SSU-rRNA, 5.8S rRNA, LSU-rRNA). The transcript has 9 exons. Bases 1 to 1548 code for a protein of 515 amino acids. The record is from RefSeq and is a predicted model, not a curated record. NCBI's taxonomy places the organism in Eukaryota, Fungi, Mucoromycota, Mucoromycetes, Mucorales, Lichtheimiaceae. Gene Ontology annotation, cellular component: nucleus; nucleolus.
AUGCCUCCAAAGAAAUCAUUGCUGGACGAGCUUGCUGAUCUCGAUUCCACUGCUCCCAAAGACUACGAUCCCGAGGAUACUACCGAUGCAUUCCACGAUCGCGACCUUGAUCAGGAGGACACUGUCGAUGACGAAAAGGCACGGGAGCACUAUGUUGAAGUAGGCAAGAGCUCUUUACGCAACAGCCAGCAAUUUUUGCUUGACGACCCACGUUAUGCUGGCAAACGUGCCACUCGCAAGGAUUUAUUCUCUGACGACGAAUGGGUUGAUGAGGACCAGGAGGACGAUGAUGAUUCUGUCGCAAGUGAUGGUGCCGAAGAUAAGGAUGAUGAUUCCGAAGAGGAUGCCGAGUCUUGGAAUGGAUUUAGCGAUGGCCAAAAGGACGAGGUGCAACAAGAAGAUGAGGAUGAGGACGACGAGGAUGAUGAGCAAGAACAAGAACAAAGCGAAUCAGAUGAAGAAGAGGAAGAAGAUGAAGAUGAUGAAGAACAAGAUCAAAGUGAGGUUCAAAAUCAAUUACGUCGGAUACAACAAGAGGAGCAAGAAAUGAUUUCCAAAAUGUCACAAAGCGCACAAGGCGAUAUCGAAAAGGGUCAACAUGUUCGAGAGCAAUUGUCAUUGUGGGAAAGGUUUUUGGAAAGCCGCAUCCGUAUGCAAAAGGUGAUGGAUGUCGCAAAUCAACUUCCACAGCAUGAUACAUGGCCUGAUUUCCUUGCAAAAGAAGAAGGCAUUGAACCUGUUUUGGAUGAGACCAAGAACGAGCUGCGUGAAGUGAUUGAUGACUUGCUGGACAUGCGGACAUCCAUGUUUGCGGAUAACGAUGCUAUUGAAUUUGGAGAUCACACAUGGAACAGCAGAAAACGCCAUCUUGAAGAUGAUGACGAAUACAUUGAAAAGCUCUGGGAUGAUAUUUCUCAAGUGAAUGAAGUGUUCCUUCCAUACCGUAAUACGACUCUAGAAAAGUGGAGCAAUAAGGUGCAGGUAGCCUCUAGUGCACGACUCAACAAGAAAUUCAAGGCAUUUGAUCAGAAUGUCAUGACGCAAAUUGAUAAUAUCAUGAAUGACAAGGAUCGGUUGAUUCGACGUACACAAUUACAACGUAAUGAUUACAAGAUAUUGGGCAAGAAGGAACAAGAUGAGGAGGAUGAGAAGGAAGCAGCACUACCGGAAGAGGAAGGUGGUCGAAAGGCGGAUCGACAUUUGAUGACUUACGACGAAGAGAUUUUUGACGACAAUGACUUUUAUCAACAAUUACUUCGAGAGCUGAUUGAUGCACGUAUGGUGGAUACGGAUGACCCGAUUGCCAAUGGCAUGCGAUGGGCUGCUCGCAAGAGUAUGGAGAAUCAAAAGAAAAAGAAGAACAAGAGCAAACGUUUGGAAAUGUACAAGGGAAGCAAGGGCCGUGCAUUAAAAUUCGAUGUGCAUGACAAGCUGCAAAACUUUAUGGCACCCGUACCCACAGGCACAUGGCAUGAAGAGAGGACCGAGGAAUUGUAUUCAUCAUUAUUAGGACAGAAAAGAGAUAUUUUAGAUGAAGCGGCUGCUUGA